Molecule: messenger RNA, 1785 nt
Organism: Drosophila navojoa
Lineage: Eukaryota; Metazoa; Arthropoda; Insecta; Diptera; Drosophilidae
Product: pH-sensitive chloride channel 2
Biological process (GO): monoatomic ion transmembrane transport
Cellular component (GO): membrane
Molecular function (GO): transmembrane signaling receptor activity; extracellular ligand-gated monoatomic ion channel activity
Source: RefSeq, a predicted model, not a curated record
AAAUCAAAGAGCUAUUCGCACCACUAGUGUUAACCGUUAUUGAGGCUACUUUUUGCCAACUCAUUUUAUUCCAAAUUGUUGUAUUCAGCGGAUUGUCGUCAUGUAUUUGUCACUUAUUAUUUCCAUAUUGUUCAACUGUAUGCGCCUGGCUCUAGGCGCCAUCGACGACGAUUGCCCAUCGCUGGCAAAUGGCGACAACUUGUCGCAGACGCAGUUGCUCGAUCGCCUUACACAUGGCUGUCGCUAUGAUCGCCUGGAGCGUCCCGUUACUUACACCGAGGAUGGGGCACGUCUGCCCGUGGAUGUGUACAUGCGCGCCUAUAUCUAUUUUGUACAGAAUCUGGAGGCACACGAUUUGCAGUUCAAAAUAUUUGCCCUGUUGCAAAUGCGCUACUUGGAUCCCCGACUGAAUUUCCGCCACGUGGCACCCAAGCGCUUGCAGCCCAUUUUGGGGGAGCAGCAAUUGCGCGACAACAUCUGGCUGCCACACAUAUUUCUGGCCAACGAGCGUGAUUCCAGUAUAUUGGGCACCAAGGAAAAGGAUAUAUUGACAUCCAUAUCGCCGGAUGGAACUGUCAUUGUCUCGUCGCGCAUCAAGGCCACACUCUAUUGCUGGCUAAAUCUCAAGAAAUUUCCAUUCGAUGAGCAGCACUGCUCCACAGUCCUGGAAAGCUGGAUGUACAACACAUCAGAGUUGGUGCUGCAUUGGGAACAAAGGCGGCCCAUUACAUACGACCCAGCAUUGCACUUAACCGAAUUUCUUCUGCAGCGCUCCUGGUCCAAUGAAACGGUAAUUAAUGCAGACUUGAGCGACUUGCGUCACGGUGCCUUUGCCGGCAAUUAUAGCUCGCUAAGCUUCACGGUUCACCUGACGCGCGUGGUGGGCUUCUACUUGAUGGACUACUUUUUGCCCUCCAUGCUGAUUGUGGCCAUCUCGUGGGUAUCUUUCUGGCUGCAAGCGGAUCAGGCGCCCCCUCGCAUUACUCUGGGCACCAGUACUAUGUUGACAUUCAUAACACUGGCCUCGGCUCAAGGCAAAACCCUGCCAAAGGUUAGCUAUAUAAAGGUGUCGGAGGUUUGGUUUCUGGGCUGCACGAUCUUCAUAUUCGGGAGCAUGCUGGAAUUUGCUUUUGUGAAUACCAUUUGGCGUCGCAAACGCAACGUGCCCGUUCGAAAGCUCAAUAGCCGUCAUAUUCUUAAGUCGACGCUCUCGCCGCAUCUGCUGCGUCGGCGCAGCCAUGCCCGGUCGCGAUCCUUUUCGGGUAUUUUGCGGCAAAUGGAGAACAGCUCGCUGGGUGGCAAUCAGCCGUUCAAUAACUAUUUAACUGUCAACUUGCCAAUCACGACUAUAACAGAAGGGCAAGUGAUGAGCCAGAAUUCAGAUCGCAAGCGCAAGGGUAGUCUCGAUAUGCUCAGCACUGGUACCACUAAUCGCAAGCUGGACGUAAACUUUGUUGAAAGUGCUUUAGGUGCUGCUGCUUCGACGGCUACUGCGUCGGUUUCCAAUGCAGUCAGCAUGGAUCUGCCCGAUUUUAGCAGCAAUAACAAUUUGUUGGGCGAAGAGUUUAGCCAUGAGGAACAGAUUGCAUCUACUGGUUGGACAACGCUUACACCACAAGAAAUAGCCAUAUGGAUUGAUAAUCGAGCUCGUUUUAUGUUUCCUUUAGCAUUUUUAGCAUUUAAUGUGUUCUUUUGGUCGUUCGUUUAUUGCAUUUAAAGUUAUGUGUCGUUAUUUCUAUUUAAACCAAAUUGUAUGUUUGUUAGUGGUUUUUAUUUCUAUAUUCG